Messenger RNA from Phytophthora infestans T30-4, 337 nucleotides. RefSeq lists its product as uncharacterized. The record is from RefSeq and is a predicted model, not a curated record. Lineage: Eukaryota; Oomycota; Peronosporomycetes; Peronosporales; Peronosporaceae. The annotation marks the transcript as partial. The transcript has a single exon.
GGAGACAACGGCCUUCACUGCCUUGACGUUCCUAGCUCACCAGGGUCUCACCUUCGUGCCACUGGGCUACCGUGCCCCUGAGCUUUUCAACAUGGACGAGCUUCACGGUGGAUCCCCGUGGGGAGCGGGAACUCUGGCCGGCGGCGAUGGCUCUCGCCAGCCGUCGAAGCCGGAGCUGACGGUCGCUACCACCCAGGGUAAGUCGUUCGCUGAAGUGGCCAAGAAGCUGGCGGCUUAAGCACUGCGAUUAUUUGUGUGUGUGUGUCUUGGCUCAAGCUAAAUUCUAAUGCAAUAAAAUUUAGUUUUACACGGAAAUGCGCUUCCUAUUAAAAAAAAA